GAUUUAUAGAAUUCUGUGAGGGAGCAAAACCCCACACUGGUAGUAGCAAGUGUCAGAGAGUGCGACAAGAGAUGUGGUUGUUCAGCAGGAAAGGCCCAUCUGGGUUCUCUGCAUCUUCCACGGCUGAGGUGGUUACUCAGGGGAUUGAUGGAACUGGUCUCACUGCCAUCGUCACAGGAGCAUCUAGCGGCAUUGGAACUGAAACUGCACGUGUUCUUGCAAUGCGUGGUGUCCAUGUAAUUAUGGGGGUGAGGAAUGUGGCUGCUGGACUUGAUGUAAAAGAAGCAAUUGUUAAGGAAAUCCCCUCUGCGAAAGUUGAUGUCAUGGAGUUGGAUCUCAGUUCACUGGAAUCAGUGAGGAAAUUUGCAUCAGAAUACAAUUCCUCAGGUCGUCCAGUGAACCUCCUAAUUAAUAAUGCAGGAAUUAUGGCGACUCCUUUCAAGCUUUCCAAAGACAACAUUGAACUCCAGUUUGCAACAAAUCACUUGGGCCAUUUUCUUUUGACAAAUCUCUUGUUGGACACAAUGAAGAAAACAGCACGUGAAAGUAAACGAGAAGGACGGAUUGUAAUUGUCUCAUCAGAGGCUCAUCGAUUCCCAUAUUCUGAGGGAAUUCACUUUGAUAAGAUCAAUGAUGAAUCAGGGUACAGCAGUAUUCGUGCAUACGGCCAAUCAAAGCUUGCUAAUGUUUUGCAUGCCAAUGAACUUGCAAGACGUUUUAAGGAAGAGGGAGUUGAUAUAACUGCAAAUUCACUUCAUCCAGGAGCAAUUGUCACUAAUCUUUUACGUCAUAUGAGCAUCAUUCAUGGUAAUCAUUUGAGUGUUUUAUAUCCUUACAGGGGAGCUGCUACCACAUGCUAUGUGGCAUUGCAUCCACAAGCAAAGGGAGUAUCAGGUGAAUAUUUCAAGGACAGUAACAUCGGGCAAGCAACUGAGAAGGGUAGGGAUCCCGAGUUGGCCAAUAAACUCUGGGAUUUCAGCAUGGAUAUGGUUCAAUAAUGUAGACACUGUUCAUUAGUAGUUACUAUAUAUUCUACAGAAAAAUAAAUAAAUAAAUGGAAUGAGAACUUGGCACGUUACACAUACAUUGCAUGGUCAGACAGGAGAGUGUUGACGGUCUGAAACAGAUAAUGCUUCUCUGGUAAAGGUUGUGUGUGUAAAGGAACGACAUUUAGCUUUUAGUAAAGACUUUGUAUCGUCUCCUUCCAAUAAAUAACAAUUUGAGUU
This is a messenger RNA of Rubroshorea leprosula, 1226 nucleotides long. The record is from the annotation of a GenBank genome assembly. NCBI's taxonomy places the organism in Eukaryota, Viridiplantae, Streptophyta, Magnoliopsida, Malvales, Dipterocarpaceae.